AUGUAUGGCCAGGGGCAACAGCUCUAUGGCAGUCAGGCAUCCAUCUAUGGAGGCGGACUGCCAGUGCCGGGGCGCGAUCCCGCAGCAGAUGCUCCUGGGCUUCCAUCUGCCACUCUGCCCCUGCUCCGCGAUAUCAACAGCUAUGCGCAGGUGCGAGCCCCAGGCAUAUCCAGGCUCGAGCUACGCUGCGGCAGUGGCCGCGCACCAUGCGCCAGGAUAUCCCCCGCAGUCGCAGAGCUACGUGGGACAGCAACCCUAUGGCGGGCAGCCUUACGUGUCCAGCCAGCAGGCGGCCUACAGUGCAGGGCAGUACUCCGGCCAGCAGGUCCGACCCGUGCGAAGCAGCAGGCCUAUCAGACAGCUGCCGCAACGGCCAGCAGCGGUUAUGGCACAGCCUAUCCGCCACAGGCGGCUUCUACCUAUGGAGCUCCACCGGGCUACGGGGCGCCGUAUGGACAGCAAGCGGCCACUUAUCCAGCGAAUCCCACAGCCUAUGCGACAGCAGGCUAUGGCCUGGGGCAAAGCCCCUACAACUACCUGCAGCAGCCGGCCGGUGCUGGCGGCGCUUCAGGGGCCUUUGAACAAGCGCCCACAGGUUCCGAGGCAUUGAAGAACAGCUCAUUGGAGGGGAGAUAG
This is a messenger RNA of Durusdinium trenchii, 636 nucleotides long. NCBI's taxonomy places the organism in Eukaryota, Dinophyceae, Suessiales, Symbiodiniaceae. The record is from the annotation of a GenBank genome assembly.